Molecule: messenger RNA, 3736 nt
Organism: Dunckerocampus dactyliophorus (ringed pipefish)
Lineage: Eukaryota; Metazoa; Chordata; Actinopteri; Syngnathiformes; Syngnathidae
Gene: kcnab1b
Product: potassium voltage-gated channel subfamily A regulatory beta subunit 1b
Exons: 15
Coding region: 596-1795 (399 amino acids)
Biological process (GO): negative regulation of delayed rectifier potassium channel activity; transmembrane transport; potassium ion transport
Cellular component (GO): voltage-gated potassium channel complex; extrinsic component of cytoplasmic side of plasma membrane; cytoplasm
Molecular function (GO): voltage-gated potassium channel activity; potassium channel regulator activity; transmembrane transporter binding
Source: RefSeq, a predicted model, not a curated record
UAUCUCUCCCCCUCGCUCUUUUUACACUCGCCACACGCUGCUCUUCGCCGCCUCUCUGCAUCUGUCCUCUUCUCCUCUCAAGUGACGCUACCAUGCAUCUUAGUUUCUCUUCCUCUCUGCAUGUCUCCGACUAUUCCAGGGUGCCUUCAUUGUCAAGCAGAGCCUUCUCGCUUCCACGCCAGGGACGGUAAACACCUGCUGUUGCAGGACUUUGGGGACAGGACGAAACCGGUUGUUGGGUCCGUGGAGACCUCUGCUGGGGACCUCUGCUAAGACCUACAUCUCAAGAGGCACACACAUCAAUUAGGAAUCUCAGCCUGGCACAAUUUGCAGACAUCGAUGACGACCCAUUGCAUCUGGAGUCAGACCUUCUCUAAACACCGUGAUCAGGACUGCAUGGCUGUUACAUCAACCUCAGCUCUUCCUCCAAAAGACUCUCAUGCUUCCUCAUACUUGCCUGUGACUUCCAUAUGAGUUUCUGCAGCUUCGAGCAGAACUGGCCCCGACUUUCGACUUCCUGUCAUCGUAAAAACGAGCAGCUUUCUCGGCCUUGGAGCAGCUCUCGUGGUAGUGGCGUUUGUUUCUGCCCACAACCAUGCAGGUGUCCUUCGCGUGCACAGACCAUGGGCUGAAGGCCCCGCGUAACGGGGAGCACAGCAAGCAGAACACCACCAGCCCAAACACUACCAGCCAGGCCCGGGCUCGCUUUCGCACCGUGGCCCUGAUAGCUCGAAGUCUGGGCUCCUUCACCCAUCGCUACCACCACAACCUCAAAGAAUCCACCGCCAAGCUCACGGGCAUGAAGUAUAGGAAUCUUGGGAAAUCUGGGUUGCGUGUCUCCUGUCUGGGCCUUGGCACAUGGGUGACAUUCGGAGGUCAGAUCUCUGAUGAGGUGGCCGAGCAGCUGAUGACUAUUGCAUAUGAGAGUGGGGUCAACCUGUUCGACACGGCCGAGGUCUACUCUGGCGGGAAAGCAGAGAUAAUCCUGGGAAACAUCAUCAGGAAAAAGUGCUGGAGGCGAUCCAGUCUGGUGAUCACCACAAAACUCUACUGGGGAGGAAAGGCAGAGACCGAGAGAGGCCUCAACAGAAAACACAUCAUUGAAGGUUUAAAGGGCUCCCUCCAGAGGAUGCAGCUGGAAUAUGUCGAUGUGGUUUUUGCCAACCGGCCAGAUAACAACACCCCCAUGGAAGAGAUUGUGAGGGCCAUGACACAUGUGAUUAACCAGGGGAUGUCAAUGUACUGGGGAACAUCGCGGUGGUCCGCCAUGGAGAUUAUGGAGGCCUACUCUGUGGCCAGGCAGUUCAAUCUCAUUCCUCCAGUCUGCGAGCAGGCUGAGUAUCAUUUUUUCCAGAGGGACAAAGUAGAAACACAGCUGCCAGAGCUCUACCACAAGAUAGGUGUAGGUGUGGUCUCAUGGUCUCCUUUGGCCUGCGGCAUCAUCACUGGGAAAUAUGAGAACGGCGUCCCAGAAACCUCAAGGGCCUCCAUGAAGCCAUACCAGUGGUUAAGGGAGAAAAUAAUGAGUGAGGACGGAAGGAAACAGCAAGCCAAGCUGAAGGAGUUGGCUCAUAUAGCGGAGAAGCUUGGUUGUACAUUACCCCAACUAGCUAUAGCAUGGUGCCUGAGGAAUGAGGGUGUGAGCUCAGUACUAUUGGGAUCCUCUAAUCCAAGCCAGUUAACAGAGAAUCUCGGGGCCAUUCAGGUAAUUCCAAAGAUGACAGCAGGCAUUGCCUCAGAAGUGGAUCACAUACUGGGGAAUCGUCCGCACAACAAAAGAGACUACCACCAUUAGUAUGGACCAACAGUCUUGAAAACUGUGCUCUGAAAGUGUGUCAAUGCUCACACUCACAGCCAUGGCACAGCAACCAGUGCCCACCUUUGCUCAAGUGAUCUUGUGUGUGACUGUAAAAGGUGUUCUGCUUGGCUCCUCCUCAGCCACUUGUCAUUAUCAUAAAGUGAGAUGCUUGGCGAAGAAUGCAUGCUACAACCAUGGCAGCCAGCAGAUGCAACAGUGAGCCAACAAGAUCAUUUCUGGUAUGAGAUUAUCCUUUUUAUUUUGCAGCUGCUAUUCAAAGUGGAGAAUUUUACAAUGACUUGUGUAUAAGGUGAACAAACUCAAGAAACAUCAUUGCCAUGCAGUGAAUAACUUCAAGUUGCAUUUUUUUUGUGUUGGUUUUACAAACUAGAAUUUGCCUCACUAGAUGUUUGUGAAAUGACGGCAACAAAACAUAUACUGUAAUAACUUGUGUAAUUGGGCCUGGUCUCAGCUGACUGAAUGCUACGUUGCAUUUUUUUUUUUGCAGCUAAAGCUCAAGCGUCAACGUGAUAAAUUGCUCCUAUAUGAACUGAGAAGAGAGCAAUGUUAAACACAUUUAUUUUUCAAAACAACUGUGCUACACUGAUUGUAAUGUAAUUCACUUGAUAAGCAGUACCCAGAAAUAGUGUACUCUCCUGAUGCUUAUUUCACCUGUAUUUCUUUCAACUUUGUGGUUAAAACAUUUGUCUUGUCACAGCUGGUGAGGUGAUCAACAAAAAGGGAGCUUGUAAAUCUACAAAGCCAUACAGCUAAUGAAAACGCUCAGAAAAAAUAACACCAUAUGGGCCCUAUUGCACCCUGAUCAUAAUAUGCUCCCACCCCACCUCAUCCAGAUGCCAGUUUGACUAAAUGGGUUUGUUUUUGUUCUCUCUGUUCGUGUGUGUAUUUUUGGCGUGGUUCAUUCAGAUUUGUACAUAGAAAUAAAGCGCAUAUAAAUAACACGUGACAUUUUUUUUCUUCCAAACUAAGACCAGCACAGUAAUCAGCACAGCAAUCACUUUUUCACAAGGAGACAUGUAGCUUUGGAUUUUUUUUCUCUUUUAGUAAUAAAAAACGUUUCAUUUAUUGUCAUUGUCAUGUGUGACAAAAAAAAUAAGCAAAAAAAUAAGAAAUCAGGACGGGGCAAACACUCUUUCACGCCACUGUAUAUCUUACAAAUGGUUUUAAAAAAUAAAUGUCCUACAUUUGUCACAAUUCAAAGUUAACCUUUUUAAAAUUGUCGUGUGGGUUAAAUAAGAUGAAUGGCGUUCAUGGCUUUCACUCACCCAUGUCUCGCAUACGCUUGCAUAGUCCAUAGUGCGUGCUCACAAACAUACUCUCAGAGUAGCGACUGACAAUGUGGAGUCAUUGUGUGGUUAUGAGAUGCUGUACAUUGAAUGAUAGUUAACGUAAGCAGCUAAACUUUGCCAAAUCGCUAUUAUAAACAUAACUAAUGCGCCUGUGUGUUAUGUGGGGCGUGGCUUGCAAUGGCAGAGUAGGAAGAGCUUGAAAGCUCGAAAGCUUGUGCCCCUCAUGCAGUACCUGUCAUUACGCAAUCCGUACCAGAAAUGCAAUUGGUUCUGCGCAUGUGCGAGAACGAUGUUGCUUCCUUCUUUCGCAGAAUCUAGUUGUGCAACUCGCAAACGUCACAACUUCACCUGCACUGUCCACGAUCCAAGUAUUUAUUUCACCGUCACAAUGGCUACAUUUUUGGCUAAAAAGUUACUGAAUCAAUUUAAAGUUACUGAAUCGUUUCGGAUCGUGUUGUUCUAAAUGAACCACUAUUGUCCUUGAAUUGUAUCGGCAACCACGAAUCGUGAUACGAAUCGAAUCGUUGUUAAAACGAAUCGUUACACCCCUAUGAAUCAGGUAUAGGUUAUUAAUAACGCUGACAUACUUAAGAAUAAAUGAUCAAUGAGUACAAAAUCAGGAUGAACA